This is a messenger RNA of Symphalangus syndactylus (siamang), 398 nucleotides long. RefSeq names its product metallothionein 1H like 1 (gene MT1HL1). Gene Ontology annotation, molecular function: metal ion binding. Gene Ontology annotation, cellular component: nucleus; cytoplasm. NCBI's taxonomy places the organism in Eukaryota, Metazoa, Chordata, Mammalia, Primates, Hylobatidae. Gene Ontology annotation, biological process: cellular response to cadmium ion; detoxification of copper ion; intracellular zinc ion homeostasis. The record is from RefSeq and is a predicted model, not a curated record.
ACCAUGCCCUCCACAUGUUCCACUGCCUCUUCUCUUCUCACUUGGGAACUCCAGUCUCACCUCGGCUUGCAAGUGACCCCAACUGCUCCUGCGCCGCUGGUGGCUCCUGCGCCUGCGCCGGCUCCUGCAAGUGCAAAAAGUGCAAAUGCACCUCCUGCAAGAAGAGCUGCUGCUCCUGUUGCCCCCUGGUCUGUGCCAAGUGUGCCCAGGGAUGCAUCUGCAAAGGGGCUUUGGAAAAGUGCAGCUGCUGUGCCUGAUGUUGGGACUGCCCUGCUCUCAGAUGAAAACAGAAUGACACGUAAAAUCCAGGAUUUUUUUUUUCUACAACCCCGACCCAUUUGCUACAUUCCUCUUUUUUCUGUGAAAUAUGUGAAUAAUAAUUAAACACUUAGACUUGA